Molecule: messenger RNA, 1848 nt
Organism: Linderina pennispora
Lineage: Eukaryota; Fungi; Kickxellomycota; Kickxellomycetes; Kickxellales; Kickxellaceae
Product: kinesin-domain-containing protein
Exons: 7
Coding region: 1-1848 (615 amino acids)
Biological process (GO): mitotic spindle organization; microtubule-based movement
Molecular function (GO): microtubule binding; microtubule motor activity; ATP binding
Source: RefSeq, a predicted model, not a curated record
AUGCUGCAGGCCGAACACAAAGUCAAGGUCGUGUGUCGGGUGCGACCGUUUCUGGAGGCAGAGCGACCUGACGACUCUGUCAAAGACGUGGAAUUCAACUUCGAUGCCUGCUACGGGCCCGGCGAAACGCAGGAGGCAAUAUACCAGAACGAUGUGGAGCCACUGACUCACACGAUCCAAGGCACUGAGAAGGAUCCAGGGAUCAUUCCGCGCGCACUCAGACACAUAUUUGGGCGGCAGAACCAUGACCCACUGGACUAUGAUAUACGCAUAAGCUACUACGAGAUAUACAAGGAGGCGGUAUAUGAUCUGCUGAAGCCCGGUGAGCCGCCCAUAGCGCUGCCGAUUCGCGAGGACGCCUACCGCAAGGUCUUUGUUGCCGGGUUGUCUGAAAGGAAGAUCACAUCGCUUGAGCAAUUCAAUACCAUCUACCAAAGGGCGUGCCGGAACCGGCGAACAGCCAGCACAAAGCUCAACAACCACUCGUCUCGGUCGCACGCUAUUUUGACUGUCCGGGUUCAGUGGACAGACGAGGAAAAGGCUUGGUGCGGCCGUGUCCAUCUGAUUGACCUGGCAGGAAGCGAGGACAACAGGCGCAGUGCUAUCAACCGCAGCCUAUUUGUGCUGGGCCAGGUCGUGGAAGCCCUGAAUUCCAGCUCAUUGCGCAUCCCGUACCGCGACUCCAAGAUGACGCGCAUCCUGCAGGAUUCGCUGGGUGGCGAGAGCAUGGGCAUGAUGAUUGUCAAUGUUGCCCCUGGCGAGGAAUUCUUGCAAGAGACGCACAACACGCUGAGUUUUGCCACCAAGUCGCGAAAAGUUGUCAAUAAGCCGGUUGCUCACGAGGUGAUUGAGCCAAGAUGGACUGUGGUGGAUAGGUUGCAGCACCAUCGCGGUCUUGGUCGGCCGGUGCGGCCGGGGAUGGUGGUGGCAGCGGCUUCGGGUGCUAAGCGGCGGUGGUCAGACGAGAGCGAUGCCUUUGGAAAGCAACAGACCACCAAGCAUAGAAGGCUCAAGCACAAUCAGGAGAUCAUGGAGCGGGUCAUGCGGAUCGAGAAACAGCUGCAAAAGCCAACGCUCGAUUCGGAUCAGGUCAUGGAUCUUUUCACACCGGCUACCAAACUGAAAACCAGUCGCGGCUGGCUCAAGUAUGCGCGCGAUCUGGAACAUAAUGGCGAGCUGGAGAAGGCACUAGUGCAUUAUGAGGAGGCUCUGCGGUACGCACCAGAGCUCAAUAAGCUUGAUGCACAUAUCGCGAAGCUGAAGACCAAGAUCAGACGUGAAAGACGCCGGAGCUCGAUUGCUAGCCAUGGAUCGGCCAACAUGAGGAUUGCUGACCGCAAAGCUAUCCAAGAGCCACCCACACCGGACGAUCGUAAUGACGAGGAUUUUGUGCCAAACAGUGAUGCUUCGGACGCCGAGGAAAUUGAGGAGGCCAAACUGCUGAGUGAGAUGACGAUGUAUGGCUCGACGAGGUCACUUUCUCGGCAGCAGAAGGCUGGCGAUGAUAGUGGGCAGUGCAACUCUCCGGCUGACGCUGCAGUUGAUUUAUCUGUGGACAAAAACUCGCAUCCUGGCUCCAAACGCAAACCGAGUUCUAGUACGAGUGCAGAAGAAGAGCCCCUGGCACUGGACAGCUUCAACAGUAUAUGCAUAGCUAGUGCAAUGCAGAUGAUCAACUCGGGCGACGUAAAGAAGAUCAUGAAACUCCAGGGCAUUGGCAAGCGGCGAGCAGAACAGAUUCAGGCAUCAAUUCUGGCUGAAGGGCCUGUAGUUAACAUUGCUGACCUCAGAGACCGGCUGCACUUCAAGAACAAGAUUAUCGUCGGCAUCCUUUCCACAUUUGCGUAG